UAUUUUCAUUUAUUUUUCCCAUCUCUUCUUGCUAGCAACGCUUUCGGCGCGUUCCGUUAAAAUGGCUGUUACUGAGAGUGGAAACCCAAAGCAAGAGCAAUCGUAGUGGGUACAACUGCAUCCAGUAGUAUCGCUGGCGUCUGAUAAGGAAAACUAAAGACUGCAACGCAAUGGCUGCCCUAGAUCAAAAGUCCCCCAACGUCCUCCUUCAAAGUCUCUGCUGCAGGAUCACUGGGAAGAGCGAAGCUGAAGUAGCCCACCAGUUCCAGUAUGCUGUGAGAGUCGUCGGGAGUAACUAUGCUCCCACCAUUGAGAGGGAUGAGUUCCUAGUGUCAGAGAAGAUCAAAAAAGAACUGCUGAAGCAGAGGAGAGAGGGUGACGCUGCCCUGUUCUCUGAGCUCCACAGAAAGCUGCAGACUCAGGGGGUGCUGAAACACAGGUGGUCCGUCUUAUACCUGCUGCUCAGUCUCUGUGAGGACCCCAGGAAACCGUCCAGGGUUGGCAGCUAUGGGGCGCUGUUUGCCCAGGCCCUCCCCCGGGAUGCCCACUCCACCCCGUUCUACUGCACCCGACCUGGGAGCCUGCCCCUCAGCUACCCCGAGCGCUCGGGGCCUGGGGGCGUCCAGAUCUCCACCAGCAUGGGCACCAGUGGCAUCAGCAGCCUGGGGGUGUACUCCCUCAACGGGCCCACACCCACCCCUCAGCCCCUGCUGGCCGGACACCCACCCCAGACAGCAGGGCAGCAGCUGGGCUCUCGGCUGGCGUGGGCCCUCCCCAACUCCUCCGCCCUUGCACCUACCUCACGGGCCCCGCUCGCCCCCUCACCCCUGUCCACCCGGGCCCCCAGGCCACGCCAUGACGGGGACCUCACUGCGGAGGUUGGUGAGGCUGCACUGGUCAGAGACAUCCUGUAUGUCUUCCAGGGGAUCGACGGCAAGUUCAUUAAGAUGAGCAACGCAGACAACUGCUACAAGAUUGACUCCAAGGUGGUUCUCUGUAAGUCUCUGAGGGACACCAGUAGCCGAUUGGCUGAGCUGGGCUGGCUCCACAACAAGAUCAGGAAGUACACUGACUCGCGCAGUCUGGACCGAGCCUUCGGCCUGGUGGGACAGAGCUUCUGUGCCUCCCUGCAUCAAGAACUGAAGGAGUACUACAGACUUCUGGCAGUGCUGCACUCACAGUUGCAGGUGGAGGAUGACCAGGGAGUGAACCUGGGAGUGGAGAGCAGUCUGACCCUCAGACGUCUCCUAGUCUGGACCUACGACCCUAAAGUCCGCCUCAAAACCCUGGCUGCCCUCGUUGACUUCUGCCAAGGGAGGAAGGGAGGGGAACUGGCGUCAGCGGUCCAUGCCUAUGGGAAGACAGGGGACCCUCAGAUGAGAGCUCUGGUGCAGCACAUCCUCAGCCUGGUGUCACAUCCCAUCCUCAACUUCCUCUACCGCUGGAUCUACGACGGAGAGCUGGAGGACACUUACCAUGAGUUCUUUGUGGCGUCUGAUCCCACGGUGAAGACGGACAGACUGUGGCACGACAAGUACUCACUGAGGAAGUCCAUGAUACCCACCUUCAUCACCAUGGACCAGGCCCGCAAGGUUCUGCUCAUUGGAAAGUCCAUUAACUUCCUGCAUCAGGUGUGCCAUGACAGAACCUCACCAGGGAAAAUCACCCCGGCCUCCAAGUCUACAGACUCUCCCAAAGAUGCCGCAGAGCUGUUAUCAGACCUGGAGGGGGCGUUCCAGGGGAAGAUAGAUGCAGCCUACUUUGAAACCAGCAAGUACCUGCUGAAUGUGCUCAACCAGAACUAUCUGCUGCUGGAGCACCUGCAGGCCAUGAGACGAUACCUGCUGCUGGGCCAGGGAGACUUCAUACGCCACCUCAUGGACCUGCUAAAACCAGAGCUGGCCCGCCCAGCCACCACUCUGUACCAACACAACCUGACAGGCAUCCUGGAGACAGCCGUGAGGGCCACCAACGCCCAGUAUGACAACGCUGAGAUCCUCAAGAGACUGGACGUACGCCUGCUGGAGGUGUCUCCCGGGGAUACAGGCUGGGACGUCUUCAGUUUAGACUACCACGUAGAGGGUCCUAUCGCCACGGUGUUCACACGGGAGUGCAUGAGCCACUACCUGCGGGUGUUCAACUUCCUGUGGCGAGCCAAGCGUAUGGAGUACAUCCUCACCGACAUCUGGAAGGGACAGAUGUGUAAUGCCAAGCUGCUUAAGAGCAUGCCAGAGCUGUCUGGCGUGCUGCACCAGUGCCACAUCCUGGCCAAUGAGAUGGUCCACUUCAUCCACCAGAUGCAGUACUACAUCACCUUCGAGGUCAGGGGCCGUACUUUCUUUUCUUCUUCCUCUCUAAUCUUCUCACUCCUCUCACACUCUCCCUCCUCCCCUGUCUGUCUGGGUCUCUGGCUGUGUGUGUGUGUACAGGUGCUAGAGUGUUGUUGGGAUGAGUUGUGGAACAAGGUAGAGAAGGCCCAGGAUCUAGACCACAUCAUCGCUGCCCAUGAAGGAUUCUUAGACUCUGUCAUCUCCCGCUGCCUACUGGACACCAACAGCAGGUCCUUGUUGAACCAGCUGAGGGCGAUCUUUGACCAGAUCAUAGAGUUCCAGAGUGCCCAGGACUCUCUGUACCGCUCUGCCCUGGAGGAACUCACCCUGCGGCUGCAGUACGAGGAGCGGAAGAAGCAGAGGGAUUCUGAGGGUGAGUGGGGCGUGACGGCUGAACAGGAGGCAGAGGAGAACAGGAGGAUCCAAGAGUUCCAGGAAACCAUACCAAAAAUGCGCUCUCAGCUACGGAUACUAACACACUUCUACCAGGGCAUAGUGCAGCAGUUCUUGGUGCUGAUAAUGACUAGUCCAGACGAGAGCCUGCGCUUCCUCAGCUUCAGACUGGACUUCAACGAGCACUACCGGGCCAGAGACCCCCGUCUGAGGGCCUCACUGGGGGCCACCAGGGGCCGACGGCCCUCCAACAUCUGACCUGACGCACACCACCAUGUCACAACAUAGAGACAGAGAGCCACAUGGAAUCUGCCUUGAUAGUAUUUAUAUAUGACAUGAAGAUGACAUCAAAGUAGGGCUAGAUGGAAUCUGUUGUGAUGACAUCACAAUAGAACCAGACAGAACAUUGACAUCACAAAAGAGCCAGACAGAAUCUGUUGCGAUGACAUCAUAAUAGAGCCAGGUGGAGAUAAUACUGCAUUCAAAACAACUAGGAACUCUGAAAUCUCCGACUUCAGGGCGUUCAAAACAACUGGGAACUCGGUAAAAAACAAACUCCAACUGGGAAAAAUCGUUUUGAACGGUCACCCAACUCGGAAUUCCAAGUCGGGAACUCGGGCCUCUUUCCAGAGCUCCGACUUUCCUACCAGAAGAUCACUGACGUCAUGAUUUGACCAUUUUUUUUCAGAAUUCCCAGUUGUCCGUUCAGUGAUCUUCAGGUCGGAAAGUCGGAGCUCUGGAAAGAGAACCCAUAGGAGGAUGCUGUAGUGGUGACUUCACAGAUUCCAUUUGGCCCUGCAUUUUAACACCUCAAGACAAAUAGGGCUAACUGGGAUUCAUUUCACUAUGACAUAAACAAACAGAACAUUUUGAAACCCUGCCUUGGCAAAUUACUCACACAAACAAACACACAUGCUCAAUUCACCACAUACACACACACACACACACACACACACAUCCACUUUUCCCACUCUUUCACAGUCCCCUCUUGGGAGGUGUGGUUUUAGAAGCCUGUCAUUUUAGUAGUCUGCCUCCGCCUCCAGCUGUGUUCACCCUCACCUCUUUGAGGUGUCUGAUAGGCUACCAUCACCGUGUGAAUUUCAUUUUGUACAUUUGAUAAUGAACAGAAUGUCUUGAUUUGAUUGGUUUGUUUACAUGUUCUGUGAAUAUUUUGUUUAGGUUUUCUUACUGACAUGUGUUUAUUUUCCAUACCAGUGUCUUAAAGUCUGCGGUGUGUUUUAUAACUGUUAAUAAACACUGUUAUAGCUGUUUAACAACUGUAUUAUGGAACCAACACAGCAGGCUCCCACCCACCUCUAAAGAGAUUCAAAAACAAUGCCCACAGCCCCUAAGGCUAAAAGACUGACAGACGUUACGAUUUUAUUUGUGUUUUGUAUUAUUUUAACUGGGUUUCUCUUGAUUCUCCUUGCAGACUGUGGCCUCUGUUCUGCUUGUGAAUCUGUCGUGUUGAACCAGCUCAAUUCCUUAAUUGUACAAGACACUCAGACAAACCUCCUGACCACUCAGACAAACCUGGGAAAAUACUUUUGUCAUAGUGCGACAUUAAACCUUGAAGAAGCUACAAGUGAAAUGGUAACUGUAUGGUGACAAAACUAGCCUUUCAAAAAAAAACUAUGAUGGUCUAUACUGUAGUAUUCGGGUGCAUCUCAAUAGUCAGAGGUGGCUUCCUCGCCUCCCUUCCCUUUUCACUGAUCCGAAAGCGAUAUGGAAGAUGCUUACCAGGACUUGCUUUCAUUCACCUGUCAACAGAGCAGAUGAAGGAAAGGAGGCAAUGAAGCUAUUGUCUGCGUCCUAAAUGGCACCAUACAUAAUAGGGCACUAUACAAAAUAGGGUGCCAUUUGAGAUGCAGAAUUAGAGAUGCACCCUUUAGUGUUUUAACCUCUCCCAGCAGGCUCCCCUGUCUUUCUUUCCAAUCACAAGUUCUCAUCAGGGCGUGCCAAGAGAAGAUGCUACUGCAAUACCUCUGUCUGUAAAUCCUGUCCAUUGUAUAGCACAGAUGUAUAGAAAUGACAUGCCAUGGACACAAACAUCCUGUCAUCUCUUUAAUAAUAAAGUCAAGUUUUUUAACAAUU
This is a messenger RNA of Oncorhynchus kisutch (coho salmon), 4817 nucleotides long. RefSeq names its product tubulin gamma complex component 3 (gene tubgcp3). NCBI's taxonomy places the organism in Eukaryota, Metazoa, Chordata, Actinopteri, Salmoniformes, Salmonidae. The record is from RefSeq and is a predicted model, not a curated record. The coding region runs from base 171 to 2981 and encodes 936 amino acids. Gene Ontology annotation, molecular function: gamma-tubulin binding; microtubule minus-end binding. Gene Ontology annotation, cellular component: microtubule organizing center; gamma-tubulin complex; spindle pole. Gene Ontology annotation, biological process: cytoplasmic microtubule organization; spindle assembly; mitotic cell cycle. The transcript is spliced from 20 exons.